Molecule: messenger RNA, 1302 nt
Organism: Symbiodinium necroappetens
Lineage: Eukaryota; Dinophyceae; Suessiales; Symbiodiniaceae
Source: the annotation of a GenBank genome assembly
AUGCAGCUCAUACGCCUUCUUCCGCUUCUGGUCCCCUUAGUCCAGGCAGCAACUCUUGCUUCUCAGAUGAAGCUCAUCGAGGAGAAGAUGACUAGGCGAAUGAAGCUCACGACUCCAGAGUCCGCAACCUUGAAGAACAUCGAGUCUUCCAUCCUGGGUAUGGCACAGACGAGAAUCUCCAAGCAGGAUCAUAAGGCAGAGGACGAUAUUCUUGAACGAGAUUCCGACUUGCUCGAGAAGACCAUGAAGGCAAACAUCUUGCUCCGCAGGAACCAAACUCAGGAAGACUUAGACGAGGCGUGGGCAAACCUCAGCACGUGCCUUCACCCGAACGAUACAGACUACGACGCAGGUUUGAAGACGUUGUCGACACAGCAUUCGAACUGCCGACUAGAGGAGGAUUCCAUCUGGGCGGACUAUGACACAGCUUGCGUUGUGGCACGACAGCUCUGGGAGAAUGAGAAGAAGGCCAUUUGCGAUGCCUAUGAGGCGGCACGGGUAUUCCCCAGUCCAACCAAGACCUGUGAGAUGUCGGAGGGCACUGCUACCCCGACCAUUGGCAACUACCUGUUGGAAAUGGAGAAGUUCUAUACAGACACAUACAACGACUUAUUGGACAAAAAAUUGAAGUGUGACAAUGCCACUGCCACCCCCUUCAAGAACGAGGACCUUUGCCAUGAGAAGAUCUGCAGCUACUACGACAAGAAGAUCGCCUGUGACACGAAACAGGCAUCGUUUGAGGACAAGGCCUGCGGCCUGCACAAGAAUUACACCUGUCUCAAGUAUACGGAAUGCUACGACGAGAAGGUGCAGCUCUAUGGGUCCGUAGUUGCCCUGGCGGAGGAGGGCGAAGCCACCUCCAAGGUCGAGUGGAGGGCCGUCCUUCGGAUCGAGUGCCUGAUAUCGGCACUCCUGCUAGAGGACGGCGAACUAGCGCCUGCCCUCGAUGCAUGUAAGGCAAAGACGUACAGCACAUUGCCUGUUGAAUUGGCCUACCACGGGGCGGCACCAGCAACGCGAGUAUGUCAGGAGGUCUUCCUGCAGCCAGGUACGGCGGUGUUCUCCAACAAAUGGUACAAUGGUUUGCCAGAUGAUGCUGCAGCAGAGACUUGCACCUGCUCAUGCUGCAUGUCGGAAAACUUCAGUUCCACCUAUCCAGAUAGCGUGAAGUGCCCCUUCUCAAUCCCUACCACAACGGUGACGACCACAACCACAACAACCACGACGACGGCAGCGCCAGUAGUGAGAACGCCUUUUGGCCCACCGAUGGGGAUGAUGAUGUUUCCAAUGUUCCCUCGGUAA